This is a messenger RNA of Stylophora pistillata, 866 nucleotides long. RefSeq lists its product as uncharacterized. Gene Ontology annotation, molecular function: oligosaccharide binding. NCBI's taxonomy places the organism in Eukaryota, Metazoa, Cnidaria, Anthozoa, Scleractinia, Pocilloporidae. The record is from RefSeq and is a predicted model, not a curated record.
AUUAUAUUAUUAUAUGCGUUUCUCUACAGGCCUGAUCAAAAAAUGCCCAGCGAAGUCAUGUGAAGAUAUCAAAGAAAAACGGAAAGAUGCAGCUUCCGGUGUGAACUGGAUUAAACCGGGCGGGGGCCAAAUAGUACAGGCCUACUGCGACCAGGAAACGAAUGGCGGAGGCUGGACAUUAGUGUAUAGCUACACAUUUACAAACUUCCGGGCAUUCAGACAUGACUCAAAUGCGAUUACACCACGUCCAAACUGGCCAAUAUCCAAUCACGUUGGGAAUGUCCACCAAUCAACCACUCCUCCUGUUAGUGAGUUAGAUUACAACGCCAUGGACUUCAACCUGUGGAAGUUUCUCGGCAGUGAGUUCAUGGUGAAAUCCAACAUCAACCACUGGAUCGCAUGUAAAGAAGGAAGUGGAAGUCUGGUAGAAUUCAAGACCGGAAGUGUUCUAUGCCGUAUAAUAAAGAACGUCGCUUCUAAAUGGCAUAAUUACGUCCCCGACAAACUCAUUCUUCAUGCUGCUGGGAAUCCUGCAGGUUCCACCCUUGGCCCAGGUCUGAUACGAUCUCAAAGCAGCUCAUGGCUAAAGGAGUAUUACUACUUCGAGUCUAACACACGCACUGGUAACUGGCCUACCCAUGAGCCUUGUGGCACCAACAGUCUGAACCACCUCACCAAUGUCAUCAACCCUCAUGGAAAUAUCUACAUCCGGUAAUGGCGCGUAUCAUCCGGGUCUUGUGAUGCCUACAAAAUCUUACUAACGUGCGGUAGUUGUGCAAGUUUCAGCUGUUAAGUGAUUAUCUGUGUCAUUGCAAUUUGAGAAAACAGGUGUAUCUUAAAAGAAUAAAUUAAAGUAUAAGGCAUCA